Molecule: messenger RNA, 1632 nt
Organism: Fraxinus pennsylvanica
Lineage: Eukaryota; Viridiplantae; Streptophyta; Magnoliopsida; Lamiales; Oleaceae
Source: the annotation of a GenBank genome assembly
AUGAGUGGUCAUGUGGCUACGAGACGGAACAGUAUGGUUCAGAAGCGGAAUCCGUCUACCCUAAGGAAGUCUUCAGCUCCUCCUUCCGAGAAUGGUGCCGCCUCCAAUGGGGUGCAAACAAAUCCCACCUCCCCUCCUCACUCGUCUGUUGCUGGGGAGAGGACAGUGAAGAAGCUUAGGUUAUCGAAGGCACUUACAAUUUCCGAGGGGACCUCAGUGUCGGAUGCCUGUCGGAGGAUGGCAACCAGACGUGUUGAUGCUGUUCUGCUAACUGAUGCUAAUGCCUUGCUCUCAGGCAUUGUCACUGACAAGGACAUUGCAACUAGGGUUAUAGCUGAGGAGUUGAGGCCAGAGCAGACAAUAAUUUCCAAAGUGAUGACGAGGAAUCCCAUUUUCGUGACUUCAGAUACUUUGGCCAUUGAGGCCCUUCAAAAGAUGGUCCAAGGAAAAUUCAGGCACCUUCCUGUUGUUGAAAAUGGUGAAGUUAUAGCUCUGCUAGAUAUCACAAAAUGCCUUUUUGAUGCUAUAUCAAGAAUGGAGAAGGCCGCAGAGCAGGGGAGCGCCAUUGCAGCAGCAGUUGAAGGAGUGGAACGCCAAUUUGGAAGCAAUUUCUCUGCACCAUCAGCUUUUAUUGAAACACUUAGGGAGCGCAUGUUCAAGCCUUCUUUAUCUACUAUUAUUUCCGAAAAUUCCAGGGUUGCAAUAGUAUCACCUUCAGAUCCCAUUCAUGUUGCCGCUAAAAGGAUGCGUGAAUUGCGGGUUAAUUCAGUUCUUAUUAUGACAGGAAACAAGAUUCAGGGGAUACUUACUUCAAAAGAUAUUCUUAUGCGAGUUGUGGCUCAAAAUCUCUCUCCUGAGCUGACUUUAGUGGAAAAGGUAAUGACACAGAACCCUGAAUGUGCAACACUAGAGACAACAAUACUCGAAGCGUUGCAUAUAAUGCAUGAUGGGAAGUUUUUACAUCUUCCCGUUGUAGACACAGAUGGAAGUAUUGCUGCCUGUUUAGAUGUUUUGCAACUAUCACAUGCAGCAAUUUCUAUGGUUGAAAGUAGCUCUGGUGCUGUUAAUGAUGUGGCAAAUACAGUGAUGCAAAAGUUCUGGGAUUCAGCACUUAAUUUAGAGACAUCAGAUGAUUUUGACACUCACAGUGAGAUGUCAAUGUCUCAAUUCAUGGCAUCAGAUGGGAUGGAAUCAGGGAAGUCUGCCUAUCCAUCCCUUGGUCUUGGAAAUUCAUUUGCUUACAAAUUUAAGGACAAUAAAGGACGUGUACACCGAUUCAAUUUUGGCACAGAGAACUUAGAUGAGCUUGUUUCUUCUGUUAUUCAAAGGGUGGGCGGCAUCAAUGAGCAGCGCCCUCAACUUUUGUACGAAGAUGAUGAUGGCGAUAAAGUUCUACUCACAACAGAUGGAGAUCUUAUUGGUGCAGUUAGCUAUGCGAGAUCAGCGGGCCUAAAGGUUCUGAGAUUGCAUGUGGAGUACCAUGAUUCAAGUGGUGUUAUGACAAAGCCACAGUUGGAAACUGCCACUGUGGGCAGAGCUGGACAGAUCGCUCUUGGCUCUGGGAUUUUUGCAGGAGCAUUUGUUCUUACAAGCAUCGGUGUAUUGGUCUACUUAAAGCGCUCAAAAGCAUGA